AUGUACAUGAUAGCAUCUUUCAACGGACUUGUGUGCUGCAUCAACGGAAUUUCUGAUGAAGGUAUAGACGAUUUCCAUGGAGACCUUCAAAUCUGGAUCUGCAAUCCAUCUACUGAGGAAACUCUGCUUCUUCCUCAAACCAGGCCAUUGUUUGGGACUGAACCGUGCAUCGGAGUUGGAUACAGGACCGACAUGAGCGAAUACAAGGUGUAUUCAUCUAGCACUGGUGCCUGGAGAAACAUCGGUCCCAUGCCUCAUCGUCCAGAGGCUGUGUGUUUCAGUCCGUACAAAUCCAGCCACGUUUUUGCAGGAGGCAAGAUAUACUGGCUGGUUUCUUUGGAUGGUCCUGGGAAGGAGGUACUGUUUGUGACAAAGGAGACAGGCUUGUGGAGUUUUGAUUUGGGUACCAACAUAUGGGACAAAAAGACCAGCCCUCUUACUGAAUAUGUGAAUUCUGUGAUUUUUCCCUUCACGGAAAGUCUUGUUCCAUGCAAUGUUGGGUUGAGGCUAGAAAAGAAGUGA
Molecule: messenger RNA, 522 nt
Organism: Thlaspi arvense
Lineage: Eukaryota; Viridiplantae; Streptophyta; Magnoliopsida; Brassicales; Brassicaceae
Source: the annotation of a GenBank genome assembly